UAAAACAAACGCUGGUCCGCCAAUUACAUGCUCUUUUCGUCUUUGUACCCUAAAACGUUAAGGGCUUAGAACCUUUUUCUUCUCUGAGGCUCCGAAGCUCCUCUCCCCUACUGCAAACCCUAAAACAGUAAGGGCUUAGAGCCUUUCUCUUCUUGAAGCUCCUCUCCCUGCUGCAAUUUUUGCUUGUUGAGAUUGCAGCGAGCCGCUCUGUGUCUCUCUUUAAAGAUGGCAAACAAUAUGGUGAGGUCGUUCCGUGAUAUUGCGGCUACUCAGGAGGUUGCUUCCCCACUCAGGGUUGUGCAAAUUGAUGGACUGGUUAUUUUGAAGAUUAUUAAACAUUGCAAAGAAUUUAUGCCAUCUCUAGUUACAGGGCAGCUUCUUGGUUUGGAUGUUGGUAGUUGUCUUGAGGUUACCAAUUGCUUUCCAUUUCCGAGUCGAGAAGAAGAUGAGGAAAUUGAAGCUGAUGGAGCAAAUUAUCAGCUUGAAAUGAUGAGGUGCUUGAGAGAAGUUAAUGUUGAUAAUAACACCGUUGGAUGGUACCAGUCAACAUAUAUGGGAUCAUUUCAGACAGUGGAGUUAAUAGAAACAUUUAUGAAUUACCAGGAGAAUAUUAAAAGGUGUGUCUGCAUUAUAUAUGAUCCUCAGCGGUCUAGUCAGGGGGUUCUGGCUCUCAAAGCAUUGAAGCUUUCUGAUUCUUUCAUGGAUCUUUAUCGCUAUAACAAUUUCUCAGGAGAAAAGUUGAGGGAGAAAAAUCUGUCAUGGGUAGACAUCUUUGAGGAAAUACCUGUUAAAGUUUCCAACUCUGCCCUUGUUAGUGCUUUUAUGACUGAGCUAGAAGCAGAUGCACCUGUUAGCCAGUGUGAUUAUGAUCGUUUGGUUUUAUCAACAAAUCCAUUUAUGGAGCGGAACUUGGAGUUUUUGGUAGAAUGCAUGGAUGAUCUUUCUAUGGAACAGCAGAAGUUCCAAUUCUAUUACCGCAAUCUUUCACGUCAGCAAGCCCAACAGCAGGCAUGGCUACAAAAAAGGAGGGCUGAGAACAAGGCACGGAAAGAUGCUGGAGAAGAUCCAUUACCUGAAGAAGAUCCAUCAAAUCCUAUAUUCAAGCCAGUUCCAGAGCCAUCACGCUUGGACAGCUUCCUUAUAACUAAUCAAAUUUCUAACUACUGCAACCAGAUAAAUGGGUUUGCAGGGCAGAGUUUUAGCCGAAUUUAUUUGAUGGAUGCAAUCCAUGACAAUUGAGCUGUUAAAUAUCCAGUUUGACGUUGUCAGGUUUGGAAACUGCAUUUCCUUGGAAUUUUGCGUGAGGUCAAGGAAAGAGGAUACAUUAAUUUUCACUUCCUGCCAUUACUAGAAAGUGUUACAACAUUGUUUUGUCAAGAACUUGCUCCAGUUUUCUGUUUUAAUAGUAAAACAUGUUUCUCUCGGAUUUCACCUUUC
Molecule: messenger RNA, 1437 nt
Organism: Amborella trichopoda
Lineage: Eukaryota; Viridiplantae; Streptophyta; Magnoliopsida; Amborellales; Amborellaceae
Gene: TIF3H1
Product: translation initiation factor 3 subunit H1
Cellular component (GO): cytoplasm; eukaryotic translation initiation factor 3 complex
Molecular function (GO): translation initiation factor activity; protein binding; metallopeptidase activity
Source: RefSeq, a predicted model, not a curated record